AUGCUCUACUGUCACGAAGUUGGCACCCCCCAGACUCAGGACGUCUUGGUGCUUGAAUUCCCAACUGAACCGACAUGGAUGGCCCAUGCGACUGUGACAGAUGAUGAGAAGUUUGUCGUCGCCAGCAUCUCUCGAAGCUGCGAGCCGACAAAUAAAUUGUGGAUUGCCGCGCUGCCUGCCGCCGGUGCACCAAUCUCGGCGUUUAAGGAGCUGCAAUGGGUGAAGGUGGCUGACGACUUUGAGGCCGGCUUUGAAUAUGUAGCCAACGAUGAAGGCGUUUUCCUCUUCACGACGAACCGGGACGCCCCCAAGAACAAAAUAGUUAAAGUAGAUAUCGCAAAACCAGACGCCCCAAUGGUGGAUGUGGUGCCGGAGGCAGCAGCAGUGCUUGAGGAGGUGGUGGUAAUUGCACGAGAUCAAAUGGUUCUUCAUUACACUGAAGAUGUGAAAUCACGGCUAUAUGUACACCGCUUAGAUGGACCGCGCGUCAAGGCUCUCGAAAUACCCGUUGGAUCCGUUUCAGAGAUGUCAGGAAAGAGGAAAUUCGAUCAUUUCCUCUUCAGCAUUACCAGCUUCGAUACACCCAAAGUGACGUACGACGUUGAUGUCAGCGGGGGUACCUAUGACCUCUCCGUCCUCAGACGCACUACUAUAGAUGACUUGCCUCUGGAAAAGCUUGAAGUCACCCAGGAGUUCUACACUAGCAAAGACGGGACGAAGAUCCCCAUGUUUUUGAUGCGACAGAAGGGGAUGCCGCAACGCCCCCAGCCAAUGCUGCUCUACGGAUACGGAGGAUUCAACAUUUCCCUGACCCCUUACUUCUCUCUCGCCUUCGCUCUCUCCGCUCUGUACUUGGGGUUGGGUUUGGCCGUCCCCAAUAUAAGAGGAGGAGGUGAAUAUGGCGUUGACUGGUAUAAAGCAGCAAUUAAAUCGAAGAAACAAGUCAGCUACGAUGAUUUCCAAAGUGCCGCGGAGUAUUUGUUUGCCAAAGGUUACUCAAGUCCCGACCAGCUAGCCAUCAUGGGGGGCUCUAACGGCGGGCUGCUCGUCGGUGCUUGUGCAAACCAACGGCCUGACCUCUUUAAAGCCGUAGUUGCAAAGGUCGGCGUUAUGGAUCUUGUUCGCUUCAACAAAUUCACAAUCGGGCAUGCCUGGGUCAGCGACUACGGCAACCCGGACGUUGAGGAAGAUUUCAAGCACAUAUAUAAGUAG
Molecule: messenger RNA, 1212 nt
Organism: Eimeria mitis
Lineage: Eukaryota; Apicomplexa; Conoidasida; Eucoccidiorida; Eimeriidae
Product: prolyl endopeptidase, putative
Exons: 9
Coding region: 1-1212 (403 amino acids)
Biological process (GO): proteolysis
Cellular component (GO): cytosol
Molecular function (GO): serine-type endopeptidase activity; oligopeptidase activity
Source: RefSeq, a predicted model, not a curated record